Messenger RNA from Lagopus leucura (white-tailed ptarmigan), 1820 nucleotides. It is a transcript of the gene CFAP161, whose product is annotated as cilia and flagella associated protein 161. The coding region runs from base 9 to 929 and encodes 306 amino acids. The transcript has 7 exons. Gene Ontology annotation, biological process: cilium assembly. Gene Ontology annotation, cellular component: motile cilium. NCBI's taxonomy places the organism in Eukaryota, Metazoa, Chordata, Aves, Galliformes, Phasianidae. The record is from RefSeq and is a predicted model, not a curated record.
CCGCCAUCAUGGCUGCCUACCGGCCCGGGGUGCUCGUGGGCAACUGGAAGGAGGAGGCGUGCCUGGAGGAGGAGCGCCUGAGGGACUUCAUGCAGAAGAGAGAACGGGGAGAACUUCUAAUGCAGAAAAUCAACAGACUGAAGGAUAACCUUUUAAAGAAGGUGCAGCUGUCGGUGUCUAAGGAUGGAUUCGUUUGCUUUGGAGACACGGUGAUGCUCCUGAGCCCAGGCAAGGAGCCCUCAGUGCAGUGUGAUGUUGAGGCACAUGGUGAGCUGACGCUGGCAGUUAACCUGGAGGAGGUGUCCAUCUAUUCGGCUGUGGCUCUGCAUGCACCCUGCGCACUGAGCGCCAUCACCACCACCAGCCCUGUGGGAAGGAACACGUUCUGUGUUUUAAGCAUUGAUGGAGAAUCAGUGGGUGAACCUGUUAAAUUUGGGCAAAAGUUUGGUCUUGGAACAACAGGAGGGUUUUCUGAUCCAAUGUUAUAUCUAGCAAGUGACCAUAAGUCAUUUAUGAGAUUUGCCAAAAAAUCUUACCUUCAGCAAGUAUUUUUGACAGAUGAGCUUUCCUAUUUGACGUGCUGGCAAGCAACCUUCUUGGAUCCACAACUGCGUCUUGAAUAUGAAGGAUUUCCCAUUCCUGCAAACUCUAAACUGAUUAUUACUCAUUGCCAUACUAAUAGAAGUUUAGCUGUUCCAAGGAACUUUUCGACAAGGUCUUAUUUUGGAAGGGAAUAUGAAGUAAUUUGUCACACUUACCUGGACUCCCAUCGAGUUGAAGAAGACAAGAAUUACUGGGUAAUAGCUACAGGAAAUCCUGGUGACGAGGGUGGUACAAUGCUCCAUAGACCUGAACCUCAGCCAGGAGGAAAAGGAAAGAACGAGUUUCAUGAAGAGACAAAGAACGUAAAAAUCCCAGAUUCCAACUGACACAGAUUGCUUAGAUUCUGAUUCUUAUUUUUCUGAUUUUCAGAUUUUAGCAUUUGAAAUGUUUAUUUUAAAAAGAGAUAUGGAAACCUACCAUAAAAAAUUUAAUAUAAUCUCAUCAUAUGUGGAUGGCAAAAGGAUUACUAAUACACACUCAUACACAACAUCAAAAAGCUGAUGAAUCAAGAAAAGCUCAUUUUCCUACUUGCACAUUCCCUGGUGGCAAAAGAAGUUAGAACAUAUUGAAUUGAAUUGCACUCAAUUACUGGCCUUCUGGGUGUUUUUAACCAAUGCUUCCUAACCCAAAUCAGGAUCACCGUUUUGAAAAGAGUGAGCAUACAUUUUCCAAAACAGUAAAGACCAAACUUAUGCAAGCUAUCAUGUGAUGCUUUGACAUCUAAAGAUUGGUGGAAAGAAAUUAGGUGGUUGAGCUUGUUCCACACUCUAUCAUGAGAAAGGGGAAAGGACUGCCUGCACUGCUGGAAAAUGAACAGGAUUGAAUUAACAAUUCCUGAUGCUCUAAUACAAUUUUAAUCUAAUACAAUUUUAAAACCACAGAUUUUUCAGAUUUAUAUCACUUUUCUUUUUUCCUUUGCAACUUUUUUUUUUUUUUUUUAACACUUCUUCAUAUAGUCCACACGAUGGCACCACAUUCUUUUAAACACUGUGAUUAUUUCCAGCAGGAUUAUUCCUACAUGUGUUAAAACAACCUGAAUCAUUUACAUUCCAUUGAGUCCCUGAUACAAUGCCACUAAAGAACCAGAAUGAAUCAAGCUCAAAUUUUGGGCUCUGAGGUGUGAGUGAUGUUCUGUUGUCUUUUUAGAAAAUAAAAUCAGUUUAAGCAACAAAUGUAGACAGAAUAAUGUACAACACUGUGCAUUGUGUGCUAUCAAU